Messenger RNA from Pelagomonas calceolata, 936 nucleotides. The record is from the annotation of a GenBank genome assembly. NCBI's taxonomy places the organism in Eukaryota, Pelagophyceae, Pelagomonadales, Pelagomonadaceae.
UUGACACCUAGCCUGGUUUGCGGCGUCCUGCGUUGCAUACGCGCCAUUGGCGGCUGCGUCUGCACGCAUCUCGACCGUCUCGUACUGCUGCGCACGCGCGCGACAACUUCCGCCGCCGCUGACACGCCUGGGAGAGCAGGCUCUCUUGCCAGCGAGCACGCCACCGACGCGGCGCAGCGCGCAAAGCGAUAAGCGUCCUCCGAGGCAGUAGUGCGAGUCAAGACAGCAAGCGACAGUCCAGCGAUGCGACGAAUCCGUGACGCCGCGCGGCGCCUCGCGCGGCCGCGGCGUGCGCUCGGCACGCACUCGCGCGGCUGGUACCAGCGCUACGCCGCGCGCGGCCCGGAGGGCUUCCUCCGGCCCAGCCCCGGCGGCGAAAGUUUCGACUGGGACGCACCCGAGGCAAAAACUCGUUCCCGGUGCUUCCUCGAGGUCAGCGUCGACGGCCAGCGAGCGGGACGGCUCGUCGUCGAGCUGCUGGACGAGCUCCUCCCGGAGACGAGCGAGAACUUUCGCCUCCUGUGCUCCGGCGACGCGCCGAGCGGGGCGUCGUACGCCCAAUCGACGUUCGCGCGCCGGGUCGUGAAGGGCGUGGGCCUCCUCGGCGGCGCCCUCCCGGACGCGCCCGGCGGCUCGCGCAGCGCGUUCGCGGACCGGCCGCUCUUCGCGGACGAGGGCUUCUUCGUGCCGCACGCGGAGCCCGGGCUGCUGACGAUGGCGAGUUCCGGCGUCGACGGCAACGGGUCGCAGUUUUAUGUUACUAUCGAACCGGCGCCGCACCUCGACGGGCGAUGCGUCGCAUUCGGUCGGCUCGUCGAGGGCCUCGACGUGGUCCGCCACCUGCACGACUCGCUCUACACGCAGCGCGGCGUGCCAGUGGAGAAAGUUGUCGUGGAGGCGUGCGGAGUCGUCGAUGGGUAGGUUUAUUUUCUGUUA